GCUAAUCUGUGUUUGCUAUGCUAACGCUAGCCCUGCUUGUUGGCACCGCUCUCAGGCGGCUAUGUGGGUUAUUGUGAUGCUAACGUAGCAAGACAGCCAAACCAGGUCACAGGGGUGCUGAGCGAGCAUCGGAGCCAGCAGGGCUUGAUCUGAUCUCCAACAUUGUCAUUUAUCCGGGAAGCAGCGUAAGCACAGGCACCGCAAACCCAAUGCACAAAUACGCGAGUCUUUGUUCGUGAGGGUGAUGUUGGUACCCACGUCUUAUUGUUAACUGCCUAUCUGUGUUGAGCUAAUGCAGUCUAGUCGCCCCUGCCCUAGAUUUUUGCUGUAUUACGUUAGCCGAUCAAUUCAUGACAGUCUGCGGGGUUAUGCUAACGGCUAACGGCUCCAGAUGGUUCACGGUAAAGGUCUGCCAGGAGCGAGAGAGAGGUUAAACGUGACGGCCAGGCGGAUUUACAACGUCCAUUCCUCCUGUUUCUGGGCUUGGUGGUUCGGUGACCUUCUACCCAUGAGCAACUAGAGCUCAACCUCUGACCUUGGCGUGAUCUCUCACCUCUACUACCAAACCACGCCCACAGGUGAAGUGUGUAUGGAGCAGUGUGAGAGCGCAGCGGCUCUGCUGGAGUCGGUCAGGGAGCAGGAGGUGCAGUUUGAACAGCUGACCCGGGCGCUGGAGGAGGAGAGGAGGAGAGUGGGCCUCCCCGCCACGAGCCCCUCGGCCCUGGGUCGCCCCCUCCCUCACACACAGAACGGGCGUUUAGGGGAUGCAGACAUAGAACGACUGAAACUGACUGACGCAUACAUAAACGGCACACAGUACAGAAUGGUGGAUCCUGCACACGGCGCUCUCGAUGAGAGCUACUCACCAGAAGACGACUCCCAGGAAGUGCACUCUGUUUUUUCCGAGGAGGGGACCACACGGCGGUCAGACAAUGGGAUGAAGAAACCAAUCUCGCGCACAGUCAUGCCCUCUGACUCGAUGUCCAUUGACGGGGGUUUGUCAGUGCCCGGUAUGGGCCACUACAGCGCCACACUGGACCGUCCUUACAGACAGCCUGUAGUAGACUACCCCACGGCCACAGUGCCCAGAAACUACCACUACGGGCCUGUAGGGGCUUACGAUGACUACAGGGGAGGCCCACCACCAGAUGCUUACACAAGCCUGAGCAGGGGCGCACACAUGGAUGACCGCUACAGGCCAGUUGAUGGCUACAGGACCCUGGACUCUGGUUACCGGGCCCCGAGUCGUCAGCAGCUUGACCCGUACGCAGCACAGCCACAAGUGAGCCGGGGAAUGAGGGCCCUGGGCUCAGCGUUGGAGAUGCGGUAUGGCCAAGGCCACUAUGCACUGGAGGAUGACCAGCGCAGUGUGGGAUACGAUGAGUACGGCAUGGGGCCUCCACCCAUGCACCCUGGAGGCUAUGGCACCAUGCCACGCCUAGGGCCCGGCCCCGGCGGUAUGGACAGACGAAGACUCAGGAGCUGUGAAGAUACUUUGGACGGUGACAUGGGAGGUGUUGAUCCUUAUGCCUGGGGUGUUCCCAUGACGAUGGAGAGGGGGAGCAUGGCUUCGCUGGACAGCACACUGAGGAAGGGUCCGCCCGGCUCAUGGAGACAGCCGGAGCUGCCUGAGGUCAUCGCCAUGUUGAACUACCGUCUGGACCCUGUCAAGACCAACGCUGCCGCCUUCCUCCAGCAUCUCACAUUCAAAAACGAUAAGGUUAAGUCAGAGGUGCGUCGUCUGAAGGGAAUCCCGUCCUUGGUCUCACUGCUGGACCACCCGAGCAAGGAUGUGCACCACUCGGCCUGUGGCGCACUAAAGAACAUUUCAUACGGGCGAGACCAAGACAACAAGAUCGCCAUCAAGAACUGCGAUGGCGUGCCCGCUCUGGUCAGGUUGCUGAGAAAAACCCGCGACCAGGACCUUACUGACACUAUCACAGGCACCUUGUGGAACCUCUCAUCCCACGACUCAGUAAAGAUGGAGAUCGUGGACCACGCCCUGCAUGCCCUCGCCGACGAGGUGAUCGUCCCUCACUCUGGCUGGGAGCGAGGGAGCAACGGCGGAGAGGAGAGCUGCAAACCACGCCAUCUGGAGUGGGAGACCGCCUUGACCAACACUGCUGGCUGCCUUAGGAAUGUGAGUUCAGAACGCAGCGAGGCCCGGCGAAAGCUGAGGGAGUGCACAGGAAUGGUUGAUUCACUCAUGUACAUUGUCCAAUCACAGAUCAACCGCAAAGAUGUUGAUAAUAAGUUGGUGGAGAACUGCGUCUGCCUCCUGAGGAAUCUGUCCUAUCAGGUUCACCGUGAAGCCCCCGGCAGCGAGCGCUACGCAGAGAGCGCGCCCAUCAACCAGGGGCCAGCCCCCACUAAUAAAGGCGGCUGCUUUGGCUCUCGAAAGGGCAAAGAUGAGUGGUUUUCCAAAGGAAAGAAGGAUGGAGAUGAUGGAAGUGGAGAUCAGGUUGACAUUCCAAAGAGGACAACACCUGCCAAAGGUUACGAGCUGUUGUACCAACCAGAGGUGGUUCGUGUUUACACCUCGCUGCUCAGAGAGAGCAAGAACCCCUCGGUGCUGGAGGCCGCUGCCGGUGCCAUCCAGAACCUUUGUGCCGGCCGAUGGACGUAUGGGCGCUAUAUCCGGGCCACCGUGCGCCUGGAGAAGGGUCUCCCAAUGAUGGCAGAGCUGCUGGCUCAUGGCAACGACCGCGUGGUUCGGGCAAUGUCCGGAGCUUUGAGGAACCUCGCCAUCGACAACCGCAACUGCGAACUGCUCGGUUUGCAUGCAGUGCCUCACCUUGUGGCCAACCUGCCUGGAGGCCAGAGUCAGUCUGGACGCACGCUGUCAGAGGAGACGGUGGUUUCUGUACUGAGCACGCUCGCCGAGGUGCUAGGCAACAGUCUGGAGGCAGCAAAGACUCUCCGAGCCUCGCAGGGCAUUGAGAGGCUGGUGCUUAUCAACAAAGACGGUAAACGCUCAGAUCGCGAGGUGCGAGGUGCCGGCCAGGUGCUGCAGCUCGUCUGGGCCCACAAAGAGCUGCGCCGGCCUCUUGAGAAAGACGGCUGGAAGAAGACGGACUUCAUGGUCAACCUGAACCCCAACGGCAGCACCACCAACGGCCCGAGCACCAGAGCCAACGGCACCUAUGAAGACAGCACCACGCCACUGCUAGACAGAGGGGAAAAGAGGGACAUGAUUCCACUAAAUGACCUCGGCCCUGAAGCCUACUCUACACUGGACCAGAGGGAGAGGAGACACACUCUGGAUGAAACCACAGACACUUUAGCGCGAGGGGUGUAUGGGGGCAGAAAGGGGUCCUUGCCCCUGUUGGACUCCUACGAUGGUUAGCCCUCCCCCCCUCCCCUCUACCCUCCCUCUGCAUGUAACAGCAUGAAAAACUGAUAGUGUGCAUCACCCAGACUGGGCCGUCCCUGCCCUACCACUGCUACUGAGGAGAGAAAAUCCAGAUGCACAGACUCUCUCCCCCUCGUCCCCCCCGCCCUCCCCUCUCUUCCCCUUCCUCUCCUCUCUUUCUCUCUAUCACCACACAGAUGGGAUCAGAAGAUGAGGGUUGGCAUCCAAAGAAAGUGGCUGUGUUGCAGGCGAAACGUUUCAUGCAACACGCGUACAGAUACUUAAACAUCUACUUUUUACAAAUUCAUUCAAGUGUAGCAACAAAAAAUAUAUAUAUUCAGUUUUUUUAAAUUAUGAUUCUUCUGUAAAGGCAAUCACCUUUGUUGACAAUCAUUUAAUUCUGGUGUUGUCAUCCUGCUUCUUUUUAUUUCUUUUCUUGCUGUUAACAUUUUGGUAAAAAAAAAUUUGUCACCGUCAUGACACGUUUGCUGCCAACGCCCGCAUCCUGAUGAUGAAUUUGUACGUAGACUUAUAUGUAGGGUAUAUACUGUAUAUAAAAAGAAAAAACGGGGAUGACUGCUUUAGUUUUGGCUCAUUAAUUUAAAUUGUCCCUUCAGUGGGAAUGUUGGGAGGUUGGGACAAGCUGACGGCCGCCCCCUGUAGAUUGAGAAUGUUGUUUAUAUAGGAGUUAUUUUCCUGUCUAGAGUUAUUUUCUCUCGGUUGGGAACGAGCACAGGUGUAGAGCAGAAAGGGCAGGUGUGUGUAUAUUUGUCAUACAGUAAGAACCUGUGGCCGUGAGAGUGAGUGUAGAAAAUGAAUAUGGACCUUGGAGUGAGUGUGUUUUUGUGUGUGUGUGUGUGCACGGACCAGACCCAUAAGACCAUGUUUUAUUAUUUCAUCCGUUCAUGUUGUCAGUUUUUAAUCUCGUGCUCCUACUCCUGUGACUAAACAUUGUUGUUUUUGUUUAUGUACCAACUGCCUCUCUUUGUUUUUGAUACCUUACUUUCCAGGUUUGCUUUUUUUUUUUUUUUUUCUUCCUCCAGCGAAAAAGAAAAUUACUUUUUGAGACUUUUUCUGUCUGCCCAUUUAGCCGACCACAGUUGGUACUCCAAUGCAAAGCUGGGAACAAACACUACUAAGCCACUAAAGCUUGCUGACAUCCUGCUUCGGAUGCAUUUCCUCGCAUCUUAUUCUUUAUUUAGAAAGUAACUAACACUUCACAAGGAUCUUUGUAAUAUUUCUCUACUACAUGACUUUUGCAAAAGAAACACUUUACGAUGCGAGGCGUCUACACUCAGAGGAGGCUCAAGUUCUAACAGACAGAUUGGGGAGAGAAACUGACUUGUAAUUUAAUUUGGGAGCUGGACAAAAAGCACAUUUUUCGUCCAUGAUCCAUGUUUUGUUUUUACCUUUUUUUAAUUUUUUUUAUUUUCUCUCUUUGCGUCUGGUUUGUUUGUAUUUUAUUUCGGGGGUUUGUAUGUAUGGGGAGUGGUGGGUGAGAGCAUUAUGCAAUUUGUUCGACUUUUUAGUUCCAGUUUUACCGCCGAGUUUGUUCUUAAGGCAAAAGAGACCAAUCAUCUUUGUUUUUGUUUUUUUUUUGUUACUCUCCACUCAGUAUAUUUGUAAUGUUGCCUAUCCAUGUAAAAUUAUGAUGUACCAUUCAUACCUGCCUUGGCUCUGAGAAGUUGCUUUUUUCAGUAAAAGUAUGUAACUGGUAAUACUGUUGUUUUUUAUAAAUAAAGAUCUUUUCUUAGACAAGA
Acanthopagrus latus (yellowfin seabream) is the source of this 5112-nucleotide messenger RNA. Its product is annotated as catenin delta-1-like. The transcript has 22 exons. Gene Ontology annotation, biological process: cell-cell junction assembly; cell-cell adhesion. The record is from RefSeq and is a predicted model, not a curated record. Gene Ontology annotation, molecular function: cadherin binding. Gene Ontology annotation, cellular component: adherens junction; nucleus; plasma membrane. Lineage: Eukaryota; Metazoa; Chordata; Actinopteri; Spariformes; Sparidae. The coding region runs from base 590 to 3346 and encodes 918 amino acids.